GUGAUCAGAGUCUGCCAUUCUCGUGGCGCUUGGUUGUCAUUUUGCAGUCCGUCUGGUGCCGGGGUCAUCGCGGGGGAGAAAGGACUCAUCUCAGGUGGGCGGACGUCGCCAAUGGGAUGAAGCGACACUGUCAGAUGCAGACGACAGUCAGCAGGCACAUCCUGCCGUCUGGGUUUCCUGCAGGUCACCGCCUUUGACCACGGAGGUGUUGGGCGAAGGAGGACCAUCCGGUGAAGGGUAGCCAAGAGCAAUUGGAUAGAGGGAGCGCCACGAUGCAAGCAGGUGAAACAAGAAAGACCGACUGAGCAGGCACUGUUCUCAUCACGGUGAUUUUCUUGUGUGUGCCGCAGGCGAGUCGGCGUCUGCGAUCGGUGGUGGUGGAGGUUCAUCUGCAGCGGAUCAGACCUGCAGUGACGCUGACGGGCACAAUCAGCAGGUCAGACUUAGCCAUCACAGCUUCGCACACCACCGAGGCGCCACUUGCAGCAGACGCCCAGACCAGCAACAUCCGUUUGUUUCGGAAUAUGACUCUGCAGGUGGCCUCAGAGAGCGUCGAGCGAGAGAACCAAGGGGAGAGAGAUGGUCAUGGUGAAGGUGAUAGUGCGGCGGCUGCGGCUGAUGGUGGUGGUGGGGAGGCCACCGCACAAGCAGAUCCCAACGCAGAAGUCUCAUCAGGUACAAUGGACUAAGCAUUGUGACGUACAUCCAUCUGGAGGUGUGUCUACACGUGGGUGCAGAGUGGUUGAGGGAGGGUCCCCCGGAGGAGCCCGGGCAGUGCGGCCAGGCCAUGCGCCGUGAGCCGAUGACGAUUCAGCAGUUCCACAAGUGUGUGCUGGAGAGCCUCUUCACACAGACGCGGCACCGAAUCCAGGUAAGUAUACGCACAACACCGGAUCCAUCCAUGUGCAGAGAGCACUCAGCUCCUUGUGUGCGGGUUGGCUGCAGUGGCGGGUCAAGCAAGGGGACGGCAGGCUGGUGCGGGAGAUGGAGGGCAUCGAUCGAUCAGGGCAACUCGAUGUUCAAGUUGGCUGUCCAUCAGUGGUGAGUCCGUCACACAGGGCCACAGAACCACUGCAAUGCGCGUUGUUUUGAUUUGUCCUGUGUGCAGGAUGACCUGCUGUCACUACGGCGGGUGCGCAUGGACGGUCAUCGUCCAGCACACAGACACAGCCGGCUACACGCACCAGAGCGUAAGGCGACAAACACACCAUCGCCAACACACACUACUGCGUGAAUCUUAUGUGUGUGUGUAUGUGUUGAGUGCAGGAGUUUUCGCUGCCAGUGCCCAGCAGUGUGACCGCUGACCUGAUGGAAGCCGCCGUGAAGGAUCUGCAGACCCUCGUAGACGUCGUCGUGUGCAAGACGUAAGCCGCCCGGCCUCACCGCACAGACGGUCCCACACGCACAUCGUAACACGGUAACGUGUGUGCAGCUUCAUUCGCGAGAAGAUCGCCGGCCGCAACCCUCCCAGACAAACGCAGCAGAGGGGCCGCGAGAAGGGCCAGAAUGAGAAGGUGCCCCACUCCCCUCAGAUGUACUUCAUCGCACACAAAGCCUCCGGACGAUUCUCUGCAUUAGUGAGGGUGGACGGCGGGAAAGAAUAACUGGGGGGGGUGUCUGUCGCGAGUGAGCCUCUGUGCUUGUGUCCUGGUGUUGGUGUGUGCAGGCGCGUCUUCUGGAGCUGUGCAGCACGCACCGCCCACACAGGGACGAGCCGCUACACAAGAAACGCAAAACUCAGAACACCGCAUGAGUGGCCGGCCAUGGGUGUAGACAGACAGACAGACAGACAGACAGACAGACAGACAGACAAGUGGGCAUGCAGUGGGCAGACCGACACAGCGACACUUUUCGAAUGCAAUGUACGCACAAGAGUGAACGAGUUGGUCUGACAUCUGUGGACAUCGAUUCAU
This is a messenger RNA of Vitrella brassicaformis, 1913 nucleotides long. The record is from the annotation of a GenBank genome assembly. Lineage: Eukaryota; Vitrellaceae.